AUGGCGCCGGGCAAGCGGCGCCGGUCGCGGGCGCGGUCCAUCUCGGCGCCGGCGAAGGAGGCGCAGAAGGACCCCUUCGCGGCGGUGGAGAAGAGCCGGCGCGAGAGCCAGGCGCCGCGGCAGCGGACGCCGGAGCCGGAGCCCGAGCCCGACGACGACGACGACGUCGCCGUCGACGCCGUGAGCGGCGCGACGGGCGUCACCGACGCCGUCAUGCUCAACGUCUGCACCAUGGCCAAGGAGCACCUGAACAGCGACAUCGUCACGAUCUUUUUGUACGCGCCGAAGAAGCGCCAGCUCUGGAGCCGCUGGGGCACGAACCUGCCGUCGGACAUCACGACGGGCAAGACGCGGCCCAUCCGCGUGCCGGCGAACGCGGGCAUCACGGGCCAGGCCUUCAGCUCCCAGGAGAUAUUGAACGUCAAGGACGCGUACGAGACCGCGUACUUCAACCAGAAGGUGGACCAGAUGACGGGCUACGUGACGCGGUCCGUGCUCUGCCUGCCCUUAUUUCGCCCCUACGACGCGUCGCGGCCCGGCGGCGGCGCGGGCGCGCCGCCCAUGGGCGUCGUCCAGUUCAUCAACAAGCUCGCCGCGGACGACGACGACGACGACGACGGCGGCGACGGCGGCGAGAGCGACGACGAACCCGCGGACAAGGACCACGCCCUGCGGCUCGCGGAGAAGCGCGCCGUGCGCGCCGCCGUCGAGGACCUCGAGGUGCGGCGGGACCGCGAGACGACCGAAAAAAUCCGCGUGUGCCCCUUCGCGAAGGAGGACCUCGAGCUCGCGUCCGGCUUCGGGAAGAUCGCGUCGCGCGCCAUCGCGACGGCCAUCGACCACGACGAGGACCGCAAGGCGCGCGAGGAGAUGAAGGAGGCGAACAAGGAGGAGGAGAAGAAGGCGAACUUCCAGUCGCACGUCGAGUCGAUCUUCGACUUCUUCGAGCGGCGCCUCGACUUUGGGGGGACCCAGGUGUCGCCCGGCGGCAUGGAGGCGGCGCACACGGCCUUCAAGCUGAAGCAGCGCGAGGGCGAGCUCAGCGUGAAGAUGAACGCGAUGAUCCGCGGGUAUUUGACGCGGCGCAAGGUCGUCAAGGAGCUCAAGAAGAACGGCAUGAUCGUCCGGUCCAUCACGGGCGCGGCGCGCGAGAAGACGGACACCAUGCGCGCCAAGCUGAAGGACCAGGAGAAGAUCCGGAAGCGCGCGUUCGCGACGCAGCAGCUCCUCCGGAGGCAGAAGGCGCGGGACCAGGCCAGGGCCGCGGAGGCGUCCGACGACGCCCUGCGCGCCGAGGCGGACCGCGCCGUCGACCGCGCCCGCGCGACGGCCGCCGCGGCCGCGGCCGGAGCGCUGCUCGAGCGGCGCGCGACGGAGUUCAAGCUGGAGCGCGACGCGGCCAUCGCCAAAAUCAUGGCCGGCGGCCGCGAGGCCGCCGAGGCCGCGGCCCUCGCCCAGGACGCCGAGGACGCGCGCGAGGCCAUCCGCGAGGCCGUGAACGUCGCCGCCUACGAGAAGGAGGAGAAGUUCGCCAAGAAUUUUUCCGCGAAGAAGGUCCAGGGCAUGGCGCGGCGCCGGUCGUCGCUCAUCAUGGUCGAAAAGCAGCGCGAGGAGGCCGUCGCCGCCGCGGCGCGGGCCACGAGCCGGCGGUCCCUCUUCCGGAGCGCGAUCCGCAAGGUCUGGUGCGCUCUGGCGUUCCGCGACAACGUGAAAAUCCACAAGGACCGCGAACAGGCGGCGGACGUCGCGGCCUUCGCGGCCGCGGAGCUCGAGGAAUUGCAGGGCGCGGAGAGCGUGAGCCCGACGCCGCGGUCGACGCCCAUGGGCGGCCGGCGGUCCAUCGCGGCCGUGCACGAGGUCCGCGUGAAGAAGCACGGGAGGCACGCGCGGCCGCCCGGCCUCCUCUCCGGCGAGAACAUCUACGAGUACGGCUGGCGCCGGUGCCAGGCCCGCGUGCGCAGCGGGCAGGCGCGGCGGCGCGUGCGCCUGCUCUGGGCCGAGUUCUACGCGAGGAUCGGCGCCGCGGACGACGGCUCCGUGGGGUCGACGUCCUUCAAGGACACGUACGCGCGGCUCCAGCGCAGCGACCCGCCGGCGCCGACGCCCUGGGUGCGGGGGUUUACGAAGUUCCAGGCCGUGGCGCGGGGCGCGCUGCUCCGCGUCGUGCGGCGGCGCUACGGCGCGCACGAGACGCCCUUCGGCGUGGAACUGGAGAAGUUCCUCCCGCCGGAGCACGGGCCCCUGGGCGCGACGCCCGCGCGGUCGCCGCGGGGCACGCCGCGCCAGCCGUCGCGCACGCUCGCCGAGCACCGGCGGGCCCUCGCGGAGCAGCGCCGCGCCGCGCAGCCGCCGCCGCGGACCGGCGUGGGCAACAUGGGCACGUUCGCGCCGCCGCGGACGGGCAAGGUCUCCAAGGGCGCCCUCAUCGCCGCGCACCGCGGGGCCUACAACGCGGACGUGAGCCCGAGCCGCUUCGGCGGGCCCCUGGACAUCCUCGACUGCCGCGACGACCAGGGCAGCAAAAGAGAGCGAAAUUCCCAACUUCAAAGGCUCCGAUCUCGGCCGUUUUCCACUCGCGACGACGGCGACGUCGACUUCCGGUCGCACCGCGUCGCGAGCACGGCGCCGCGGGCCGUGUCCGGCGCCUACGGCGGCGGCGGCCGCCAGGGGCGCAUCGAGGCGCAGCUGCUGGCGGAGCUGCGCGACGACCUGGCGGAGAACGACGUGCCGACGCUCGGCCGCGUCGACGAGGCGCUCUACACCGCGACGCCUUUGGCAUCGCGCGCGACGACGCCCUACAGCGCGGCGAAGCUCCUCACGUCCCAGCUGCUGUCGACGACGGACGAGGGCGACGACGAGUCGAACGACGGGCGGCGCGUCUACGUGCAGCACGCGUACCACGUGCCCAUCGACGCGUCCGUGUCCGGCUCCGUGCCUUCGUACUACCCCGCGCGGCCGAGCGGCGACCCCAUCUACGUCCACUCGCCCCACAAGGACCGCUGGCUCAGCGCCCACGCGGGCGUCGUGAAGAAGUCGUUCAAGAACGACAAGCUCUACCGCGAGGCGCGGCGCAACGUGUCCCGCCUCGUGCGCCAGAACCGGCGCCUCGAGCGGCCGCACUCGAAGGUCGGCAGCCAGAAGGUCUCGUACCAGUGCACGGGGUCCUUGCGCAGCGCCUUGCGCGUGCCCAUCUCGACGACGGUCUGCGUCCACACGGCGUCGACGCCCGUGCGGAACGCCGGGAUCCCGGCGGACACGGAGAUGCCCGCGCCCGUGACGAAGAGCACGUUCGAGCCGCCCGCGAUGAGCGACGCGAUCUCGUCGAGGAGCUCGCCCGCGGGCCGCGGCCGCGAGUCCGCGAUUUUCUUGCGCCGCUUGCGCAUGACGCGCGACAUGAUGGCGCUGCGGUCGACCUUCGUCAAGAGCGUGCAGUCGCUCAUCGAGCGGUGCCUGAACCAGUACAUGACCCAGGCGGAGAUCAUCGCCACGCUCCAGGUCCAGGCCGACGUCGAGCCCGCGCUGACGUGCCUCGUCUGGUCCAAGCUCGAGGAGCAGAACCCGGACUUCUUCCUCAGCUACGACAUCCAGCUGCGACUCAAGGACCAGAUCGCGCGGCCCCGCGUCGCGUUCAACUACCUCGUUGAGCAGCAGACGCGGCUCCUGCAGAAGCUCCAGUUUUCCCUGCCGGCCGGCGCCCAGCCGCCGGAGGCGUGGAGCGGCGCGCCCCAGCUCGAGGAGCCGCCGAUGAGCGCGCCACCCCUCGUGCCGCGGCGGCGCGCGCUCGCCUGCGGCGUCGCGUCGCUCGCGGCGCCCGCCGUCGCCGCGGACUCGCCGGACACGACGCGCGUCGGCCGGGGCAUGCGCGCCGUGGGGACGCCCAACGAGUCGCUCGACAUCGACGCGGCGCUGGGCAUCCCCUGGGGCGGCGCGCGUCGCUGCGACGCCGCGGACCGCGACUGCGUCACCGACGGCGGCGACGGCGCGGCGGCGACGGUCGCGCCGCCGCCGGGCCUGGGCGAUCGGACCCUCGCGGGCGUCGCGACGCUGAAGAUCUCCGUCGCCGGCCGCGACGAGGGCGCGCUCCGCGUGGGCCUCUUCGACUCGUCGGGCGCGCGCGUCUUCGCGGACCUCGCCGCCGGCGCCUACAAGCCCGACGGCUCCGACGCGACGCCCGCCGCGUGGGCCCGGGGCGCGUGCUUCUGCAUCGAGGACGGCCUCGUGAAACUGUCGGAGAACGCGGACGCGCAGGAGGUCGCCUACCGGAAGCGCUUCGGCCUGCGGAAGACGCCCGAGGAGUUCCAGCCGGCGAGGGCGCCGAAGAUCGCCGACGACGGCGGCGCCGCGCCGAAGCUGCCGCCGGGCACGCUCUCGACGGGCCGCGGCGGGCCCGGCGCGAGCCUCGAGUUCGGAUUGGCGGUCGCCGAGGUCGACGGGCGGAACCGCGUCCCCGUGGGCGUGCUCCUCGACGACGAGUCCAUGGCCCUGCUCGCCUAUCUGGGGAGCCGGCCCGUCGUGUCGCAGCGCGCGAAGCUCGGCGGCAAGGCCGGCCAGCCCAUCGUCAAGGUCGUCGUCGAGGCGAGCGGCUACGUAACUGUGUAA
Molecule: messenger RNA, 4599 nt
Organism: Aureococcus anophagefferens
Lineage: Eukaryota; Pelagophyceae; Pelagomonadales; Pelagomonadaceae
Exons: 7
Coding region: 1-4599 (1532 amino acids)
Molecular function (GO): protein binding
Source: RefSeq, a predicted model, not a curated record